AUGCCACAGGAUUAUCUGAAUACAGAUGUUGAUUCACGUUAUCUAGGUUUACUCUAUUAUCUUCUUCGUUCGCGUUCAUUGAGACAACCACCAUUACCAAAGAAACCAGAAGCAUCUGCUUGUGCACCACAAGAUGUCUAUGUUAAUUAUGUUUAUGAACAUGAUAUACACAAUCAAGUAUUUAAUUCCUCGUUUCAAGAUCCUAAUUCUGUUGUUAUUCAAAGCCUUCAAUCAGAUAUUGCUCGUCACACAGCUGAAGAACUUUACAAACGAAAUUUAGUUUUUUAUGUUACAGAUGAAUCACAUUUAAUAAGAGUGAUGGAUGUUAGCAGCCAAUAUAAUGAUCGUGCUGCACUUCGUUUUUAUGUUUCAAUCAAUGUGAGUAAAAAUCUGAUUCCAAUUAUUCGUCAUGUUUUAGAAACGGUCUUUGCAAAAUUACAAAACGAACGUUUUGCAACAUCAAAUAAAAAAGUUGACUGGGGUGAGAUGGUACUUAUUCCAAUAACAAAAUAA
Messenger RNA from Rotaria sp. Silwood2, 513 nucleotides. Lineage: Eukaryota; Metazoa; Rotifera; Eurotatoria; Philodinida; Philodinidae. The record is from the annotation of a GenBank genome assembly.